Molecule: messenger RNA, 381 nt
Organism: Rotaria socialis
Lineage: Eukaryota; Metazoa; Rotifera; Eurotatoria; Philodinida; Philodinidae
Source: the annotation of a GenBank genome assembly
AUGUCAGAUGACAUUAAUACGUUGACCAUUCCUACAUGUGCUACAUGGAAUCAGGCAGGAAUAACGGUGGCUGGCAACCAAAACACGACGGCUGGUUCCGAUUUGGCGCCCCUUAACUAUCCAAUAGACAUCUUCGUCGACGAUAAUUACACUUUAUACAUCAGCGAUGCAGACAACAGUCGAAUAGUCAUGUACUAUGAGAAUGCUGCUAGUGGUAUUCUCGUUGCUGGUACAAGCGUCGGGAACGGUUCAACUCAACUUAGCAAACCGAAAGGCGUUGCCGUCGAUACGACGGGUGCUGUGUUUGUUGGUGAUACUGCAAAUUACCGAAUUCAAAAAUUUCCUUAUGGCUCCUUGGAAAAUACAUGUUUUUCAAUAUAA